This is a messenger RNA of Triticum dicoccoides, 785 nucleotides long. RefSeq lists its product as uncharacterized. The record is from RefSeq and is a predicted model, not a curated record. NCBI's taxonomy places the organism in Eukaryota, Viridiplantae, Streptophyta, Magnoliopsida, Poales, Poaceae. The transcript has 2 exons. Bases 75 to 530 code for a protein of 151 amino acids.
UUACUCUCCACAGCCAAAAACAAGAGAUAUCCCAAGCACCUAGCUAUUUCUUGCCCUCUCCUCCACACACAACCAUGGUGGCUGUUAUUUUGUCCAACACCCGGGUUAUGCCCACCAGUUAUAACAAGACCAUCAUGAGCAACUUGUCCUUGCACCGUAUCGGCGAUGGGGCCGGCACAAAUCAAGCCACUGUGAUCCAAAAGGAUUACAAGUUUGGUCAUACUGCUGUUAAUGACUGGGUAAUUUACGAAGGUGCAGGCCCCGGUCCGGUGUUCGCCCGCGGACAAGGCAGCCACAUUCUUGCCGGCAACUCCAUAUCUACCAUCAUGAUAACGUUCGAGGAUCCAAGGUACAAGGGCUCCAGCCUUGCUGUUAUGGGCAACAUCUUGGAUAAUGGUCAGUGGGCUAUUGUUGGAGGGACUGGGUUAUUUAAGUAUGCAACUGGAUUCAUUGACUUGGUUCCUGUUCAACAGUCGAGCCCCAAGAACAUUUCAAACAUCACCAUCGAAGUAUGCAAUCCAAAUUAUUGAUGCAAAUAAGGUCAAAGACGAACGUCAUAACUAUAUAUGUAUCCUCCAUAAUAAAGCGGACACCGGUUGUUCGCAUUUCCAUGUACCAGCCAUGCAUGACCCUUUUCAAUGGUGGCGUUUCAAUUUGUUCCCUUGUAUUUUCUCUAUUCGGAGUGAUUUUUUAUUUCUACUAGAUCCUUUUCAAGGUGUUACUUCCCAUUUUCAUGUAUUACUAUGUUGUGCAACAAAUCAAUAAAGUUCAUUUGGUGGCAACCG